This is a messenger RNA of Entrophospora sp. SA101, 1416 nucleotides long. The record is from the annotation of a GenBank genome assembly. Lineage: Eukaryota; Fungi; Glomeromycota; Glomeromycetes; Entrophosporales; Entrophosporaceae.
AUGGCUGAUAAUCCUGAUAAUCUAGAAAUUAAAGAUAAUGACAGCGGUGGUAGUGGUAAAAAAAAAGAAUAUUAUAUUACAAUUAGCAAUGAUGGAGAAUAUAUAGCUAGACUUGAUUGUAGUAAGGAUGAAAGUUUAAGACUAAAAAUUACACGUCACGAAAAUUUUGAAUUGUUAAAUAAUGUCAGUGACAGUGAUAUAGGACAUGACAAAGUAAAGAUUUGUGAUAUUGUUAAAAAAUUAACGUUUUUAGAUGAACUUGAUCCAUAUGUAAAACCUUCAGAUGUAAAAGGUCCACAAAAAGAGGAUAAUAAAAAACAAAAAGAAAAAACAAAAAGGGGUUAUAGAAAACUAGAAGAUCAAACAAAAGAGGGUAAUGGAGAACAAGAAGAAAAAAUAGAAAAGGAUAAUAAAAAACAAAAAGAAAAAUCAAAAUUGAGCUAUAGAAAACGAGAAGAACAAACAAAAGAGGAUAAUAGCAAACAGGAAGAACAAAUAAAAGAGGACAAUAGAAAACUUUUAAUUUGGUCAUUUUCUAUAUCAAAUAGGAUUUCUUUUAAUAAGAAACCAACAAUUUUAGUGGCAAUUUCAAGAGUAGUACCAAAUGAUAUGAUUGAUCAUGAUAGACCAAAUAAACACUUACUUGAUAAACUUGAGGAAUACAAAAAACUCAAAUUAAAAUAUCAAAAUAUGAAAGAACUUUAUCCCUUGCAUACACAACCUUAUAAAUUAAAAACUCGAAAAUAUGGCAUUCCUACUUAUGCAAUUUCAUUGAAUAAUCUUUUACUAGCAUUUACACGUGGAAAUAAUGAUAUUAGAAUUUAUUCUAUGGAAUCAGGUCUUUUUAUUGCUUUAAAAAGUUUGGAUAACAAAGAUGAAGUUUUAUUUCUAGAAUUUAUACAUGAUGAUGAAAGAUUAUUCAUUGUUACACGAAAUGACACUAAUUUUAAAAUCUCUAUAAAAAUUUGGGAUAUUUUUAAUUCUUCUCCUGAAGAUUUUAAUAUUAAAUAUAAAAUUAACAACAAUAUCAUUCCAAAAAAAAUUGAUUGUUUGAAUAUUGCAAGAUCAAAUGGGAUGAUUUUUUUUGUUAAAGAAGAUGGCAAAGUUUUAAAUGUUCUUGAACAUAUUGAAUUCUUUGAAUUCAAAGUAUUUGAAAAUGAUGAUGACAAUGAUGGAAUAAAAGAAAAAUCAUUUACUAUAUUUAAAGAAUUCAAUGCAAAUUCCAACUAUUCAAAUCAUUGGUAUCGUUGUGCAGACAAUGAUGCUGAUAAACAUAAAAUAUUUGACCCUUUCAAAAAACAUGAUGAUGUUAGCAAUUCAAAAAUUUCACUGUUAAUAGAUAAUAAGGAAAAAUUGGUUGAUAUUGAUCAAAUUAUACCAAUAGUAAAUAAUAAGGAACAAUGGAGUUGGUUGUAG